Molecule: messenger RNA, 2973 nt
Organism: Suncus etruscus (white-toothed pygmy shrew)
Lineage: Eukaryota; Metazoa; Chordata; Mammalia; Eulipotyphla; Soricidae
Gene: DDX54
Product: DEAD-box helicase 54
Exons: 20
Coding region: 1-2673 (890 amino acids)
Cellular component (GO): nucleus
Molecular function (GO): RNA binding; RNA helicase activity; ATP binding
Source: RefSeq, a predicted model, not a curated record
AUGGCGGCGCAGAGGCGCGCGGCGGGCGCUUCUCGGGGGCGCUCGACCAUGGCGCAGUGGAGCAAGAAGAGGAAGAAGGGGCAGCGGCGGCGGCGGCAGGGCGCGGACCCCCGGGCGCAAGGCAGCGACUCGGACGAUGGCGACUUCGAGGUGCCCGCGGGGGACGACGCCCGCGCGCCCAAGCUGGCGCCCGGUCGACCCCUGCCCGCCUUCCCCUCCUCGGAAUGCACGUCGGACGUGGAGCCGGACACACGGGAGAUGGUGCGGGCCCAGAACAAGAAGAAGAAGAAGUCAGGAGGCUUCCAGUCCAUGGGCCUGAGCUACCCUGUGUUCAAAGGCAUCAUGAAGAAGGGCUACAAGGUGCCCACACCUAUCCAGAGGAAGACGAUCCCGCUGAUCCUGGAUGGCAAGGAUGUGGUGGCCAUGGCACGGACGGGCAGUGGCAAGACCGCCUGCUUCCUCAUCCCCAUGUUCGAGCGGCUCAAGGCCCGAAGUGCCCAGAGUGGGGCCCGUGCCCUGGUGCUCUCACCCACUCGUGAGCUGGCGCUGCAGACCAUGAAGUUCACCAAAGAGCUGGGCAAGUUCACUGGCCUCAAGACCGCCCUGAUCCUCGGUGGAGACAAGAUGGAGGAUCAGUUUGCGGCGCUGCAUGAGAACCCCGACAUAAUCAUUGCCACCCCUGGGCGUCUGGUGCAUGUGGCCGUGGAGAUGAGCCUGAAGCUGCAGAGUGUGGAAUAUGUGGUGUUUGACGAGGCUGACAGGCUCUUCGAAAUGGGGUUUGCGGAGCAGCUGCAGGAGAUCAUUGGCCGCCUCCCCGGGGGCCACCAGACCGUGCUUUUCUCAGCCACCCUGCCCAAACUGCUGGUGGAGUUCGCCCGGGCUGGCCUCACGGAGCCCGUGCUCAUACGGCUGGAUGUGGACACCAAACUCAACGAGCAGCUCAAGACAUCCUUCUUCCUGGUUCGAGAGGACACCAAGGCCGCUGUGCUCCUGCACCUGCUGCGCGGCGUGGUGCGCCCCCAGGACCAGACCGUGGUGUUUGUGGCCACUAAGCACCAUGCUGAGUACCUCAGCGAGCUGCUGACGACCCAAGGAGUGAGCUGCGCCCAUAUUUACAGCGCCCUGGACCAGACAGCCCGCAAGAUCAACCUGGCCAAGUUCACGCAUGGCAAGUGCUCAGUGCUGUUAGUGACCGACCUGGCGGCCCGAGGCCUGGACAUCCCCCUUCUGGACAACGUGGUCAACUACAGCUUUCCCGCCAAGGGCAAGCUUUUCCUGCACCGCGUGGGCCGCGUGGCCCGGGCCGGCCGGAGUGGCACCGCCUACUCCCUCGUGGCUCCCGACGAGCUCCCCUACCUGCUGGACUUGCACCUGUUCCUGGGCCGCAGCCUUACCCUGGCCCGCCCCCAGGACACACUCCCCGCGGGGCCUGCAGAUGGCGUGCUGGGCCGGGUGCCUCAGACCGUGGUGGACGACGAGGACGGUGGCCUGCGAACCUCGCUAGAGGCAUCGCUGGAGCUGCGGGGCCUGAGCCGCGUGGCUGACAACGCGCAGCACCAGUACUUGCGCUCAAGGCCAGCGCCCUCGCCUGAGUCCAUCAAGAGGGCCAAGGAGCUGGACGUGGGGGCGCUGGGUCUGCACCCGCUUUUCAGCUCACGCUGUGAGGAGCAGGAGCUGCAGAGGCUACAGCUGGUGGACAGAAUCAGGGGCUACCGUGCCCGGUCGACCAUCUUCGAGAUCAACGCCUCCAGCCGUGACCCGGGUAGCCAGGUGAUGCGGGCUAAGCGGCGCAGGGACUGCAAGGCCAUUGCCAGCUUCCAGCAAGACCUGCAGGCGCGGCAGCACCAGGCCCCAGCCAGGCCGCAGGUGGCCCCAGAGGAGCAGCAGCAAAAGGAGGAGGAUGAGGAGAGUCAGAGAGUGGAGGAGGACGGUUUGAGAGUGGAGGUGGAUGGCCAGAGAGUGGAGGAUGUCUUCACGGAGGUUGUGGGCCAGAAGCGGCAACAACCUGGACCUGCCCGCAGAGCUAAGAGGCGCCGGGAGAUGGCGGGACAGCGUGACCAGGACUUCUACGUGCCCUACCGGCCCAAGGACUUCGACAGCGAGCGGGGCCUGAGCGUCUGUGGUGAUGGAGGUGCCUUCGAGCAGCAGGCGGCCGGCGCCGUCCUAGAUCUGAUGGGGGAUGAAGCCCAGAACCUCACCCGUGGCCGGCAGCAACUCAAGUGGGAUCGGAAGAAAAAGCGUUUCGUGGGACAGACGGGACAGGAGGACAAGAAGAAGAUCAAGACCGAGAGCGGCCGCUUCAUCAGCAGCUCCUACAAGAGAGACCUCUACCAGAAGUGGAAGCAGAAACAGAAGAUCAAUGACCGGGAUUCGGAGGAUGAAGGCCCUUCCAACCAUCGAGCCCCGGAGCGCAGGGGUGGGAGGUGGGGCCGAGGCCAAGGUGCCUCCCAGUCCCGAACUCCAGGGGCCCCCAUGGGCCCCGUGCGCUCCGAGCUCAAGACCAAGCAGCAGAUCCUGAAGCAGCGACGCCACCGCCAGAAAAUGCAGUUUCUGCAGCGCGGGGGCCUGAAGCAGCUCUCUGCCCGCAAUCGACGCCGGGUGCAAGAGCUGAAGAAGGGCGCCUUUGGUCGGGGCGCCCCCUCAAAGAAAGGCAAGAUGAGGAAGAGGAUGUAAGGGAGGUGCUGGGCUUCAAGGAUGUCAGCUCAGGUGCCCUGGGGGUGCCACCAGAAGUGUGCUGGACCGGACUGGACCGAUGUCCUCGAAGAACAACCCUACAUGGCCAGAAAAACUGCUACGAUGAGGAUAUUUGAGCAGGGUCUUGAAGUAGGAGUUUUCCAGCGGAGGCCUGGCAGGCAGACCGGGACCGAGCUGGCGGUUUGCUGCUGCUUCCUGUUCAGGGUUCAGGGGUCAUUGUCCACAUGGGUCUGACCCUUGACUGCCAGUAGAAUGUUUUUAAUAAACUUGUUGAGCACA